GCUGCGCCCCCGGCCCCGGCCGCCGCCUCCACAGUGGACACAGCGGCUCUGAAGCAGCCGCCGGCGCCCCCGCCGCCGCCCCCGCCGGUGUCGGCGCCCGCAGCCGAGGCCGCGCCCCCUGUCUCUGCCGCCACCAUCGCCGCAGCUGCGGCCACCGCCGUCGUAGCCCCAACCUCGACGGUCGCCGUGGCCCCGGUCGCCUCUGCCUUGGAGAAGAAGACAAAGAGCAAGGGGCCCUACAUCUGCGCCCUGUGCGCCAAGGAGUUCAAGAACGGCUACAACCUCCGGAGGCACGAGGCCAUCCACACGGGAGCCAAGGCCGGCCGGGUGCCCUCGGGUGCUAUGAAGAUGCCCACCAUGGUGCCCCUGAGCCUCCUGAGCGUGCCCCAGCUGAGCGGAGCCGGCGGGGGAGGGGGAGAAGCGGGUGCGGGCGGCGGAGCGGCCGCCGUGGCCGCGGGUGGCGUGGUGACCACAACCGCCUCGGGAAAGCGCAUCCGGAAGAACCACGCCUGUGAGAUGUGCGGCAAGGCCUUCCGCGACGUCUACCACCUGAACCGACACAAGCUGUCGCACUCGGACGAGAAGCCGUACCAGUGCCCGGUGUGCCAGCAGCGCUUCAAGCGCAAGGACCGCAUGAGCUACCACGUGCGCUCACAUGACGGCGCUGUGCACAAGCCCUACAACUGCUCCCACUGUGGCAAGAGCUUCUCCCGGCCGGAUCACCUCAACAGUCACGUCAGACAAGUGCACUCCACAGAACGGCCCUUCAAAUGUGAGAAAUGUGAGGCAGCUUUUGCUACGAAGGACCGACUGCGGGCGCACACAGUACGACACGAGGAGAAGGUGCCAUGUCAUGUGUGUGGCAAGAUGCUGAGCUCGGCUUAUAUUUCGGACCACAUGAAGGUGCACAGCCAGGGCCCUCACCAUGUCUGUGAGCUCUGCAACAAAGGUACCGGUGAGGUCUGUCCUAUGGCGGCAGCGGCAGCGGCGGCGGCAGCCGCGGCAGCAGCGGUGGCAGCCCCCCCCACAGCCGUGGGCUCCCUCUCGGGGGCCGAGGGGGUGCCUGUGAGCUCUCAGCCACUUCCCUCUCAGCCCUGGUGAGCUCCAAGUUGGUGGCGGGGAGAGUGGAAAGUGGAGGAAAGUCCCUUGGUACCAUCUCCUCUUCCCCUCUCUUCUUACCAACUCCUCGCUACUUCCCCACCAACCAAGGAGCCUCCAGAAGGAAAGGAGGAAGAGAUGUUUCUUAGGGGAAUUCGCUAGGUUUUAACGAUUUGUUUCUCCUGCUCCUCUCUUCUCCCUGUCAGACCUGACCCCACACACACCUGUCCCCUCGGUUGUGUUGAAGCCCCCUGGAUAGUGGGCAGGGGUGGCAGAGGACAGGAGCGGCCACUGCCCUCACCCCCUCUCCUCUCUGUAACCCCCUGCCCUUCCAGGGAUCUGUGAGCCUUCUCCUUGAUGGUCCUUGCUCUCCUCCUUCCAUCCCCCCCCCCACUACUGUCUGCUGCCCCUCCCUGGGGAGUUGGUGCUUUUUUUUUUUUUUUCCAGGGGGAGGGAGGAGAGGAAAGAGGGGAAUCAAAGAUUCUGUCCCAGAGAGGGGCAAAGGUGAGAUUGGAGAAGGGGCAGAAGCAGGGAAGGCAAGGGUAGUAGUACCUUCAUAAGGUGGGGUUGUUUGGGGUCAGGCCCUAAACAUCGUCCUACUUGAGAAUCUGUCAGGGGAAAACAAGUCAAGGGGAGCAAAAGAAGGAGCCACUAGGGCCAGAGGCAGGACAAGAGAUGGAAUUUUAGGGUGCCAGGGUAAACGGGGGGAUCCAGGGACUAGAGGUGCUUCCUGGGGGUGGGGGGAAUGCAGUCACAGUGUCUCCCCCGUCCCUCUUCCACCCCAGCUCCAGCCCUGGCCUUUUCUUUUCAUCCCUCUCCCCCACGACAGAAGCUGUGGCCCUGGCCAUGUCAUCGUGUUCCUGUGUCCCCUGCAUGUUCCCCACCCUUCACCCCCUCCUUUUGCGCGGACCCCAUUACAAUAAAUUUUAAAUAAAAACCUG
Messenger RNA from Ailuropoda melanoleuca (giant panda), 2039 nucleotides. It is a transcript of the gene MAZ, whose product is annotated as MYC associated zinc finger protein. Gene Ontology annotation, biological process: regulation of transcription by RNA polymerase II. Lineage: Eukaryota; Metazoa; Chordata; Mammalia; Carnivora; Ursidae. The record is from RefSeq and is a predicted model, not a curated record. Gene Ontology annotation, cellular component: nucleus. Gene Ontology annotation, molecular function: DNA-binding transcription factor activity, RNA polymerase II-specific.